Hippocampus comes (tiger tail seahorse) is the source of this 2681-nucleotide messenger RNA. It is a transcript of the gene map1lc3b, whose product is annotated as microtubule-associated protein 1 light chain 3 beta. Lineage: Eukaryota; Metazoa; Chordata; Actinopteri; Syngnathiformes; Syngnathidae. The record is from RefSeq and is a predicted model, not a curated record. The transcript has 4 exons. The coding region runs from base 239 to 619 and encodes 126 amino acids.
UCACUAGUCAGCUGACGGGUUUGUUUUGCUCUCUUUGGGGAGCUCGUCAUGAUAAAAACACAGAGGAAGGAAGCGAGCACGUCGAAACGCAUCGGGUAACGUCAACAGCUCCUCACUGCCAUUACAGUAUAUCUCCACGCGUUGCUUGUCACGGACCGUGUCGUCAACAGCGGCCCUUUUGUUUGCUAACACCGCCAUUUACCUCCGUUGUCGACUGGGACGACGACUUUGACGCAUUAUGCCUUCAGAAAAAUCCUUCAAACAAAGAAGAACAUUCGAUCAGCGAGUAGAAGAUGUCCGACUGAUAAGGGAGCAGCAUCCUAACAAGAUACCUGUGAUCAUCGAGAGGUACAAAGGAGAAAAGCAGCUCCCCAUCCUGGACAAGACAAAGUUCUUAGUGCCCGAUCACGUCAACAUGAGUGAACUCAUUAAGAUUAUCAGGAGGCGCCUGCAGCUCAAUUCCAACCAGGCUUUCUUCCUGCUGGUCAACGGCCACAGCAUGGUGUCCGUGUCGGCCGCCAUCUCGGAGGUGUACGAGCGGGAGCGGGACCAAGAUGGCUUCCUCUACAUGGUGUAUGCCUCCCAGGAGACCUUCGGUGCCGGCCCGACUCCCCAGUGAUCGGCUUUCCUCUCUUCUCUCUUAUUCCUCUUGGCCAGCGAUUGGACAAUUGUAGUUUGUGGUUUGUUUGGUUUUUUUUUUUCUCCUUUCCAUGUUCUUUCAAGUAAUGAUGCUUCUCACCACGUUAGUCGUGACUGUACCAACUAAAACAGGAUCCGUAAAAUGUAAUCAUCAGGUAUAAGCUCUUGUGUUUUGUGGGUUCUGACUGCAAAGAGAGAAGAACUGGUUUGUGUGCCACACAAGGUGCACCACGGUUAGAGCCCGAGUCUUUUAUGGGUCCCCUUUAUCUCAAUCUGCCUGCUGUCAUGGCAACGUAGCAUUUAUUUCUGUGUUGUAGCUAGAUGAAUGAAUCUCCUGUUUACCUUUCUGUCCAUUUCUACUAGCGGUUUUACAAAAAAGUGGUGCGGCUUCACUGCUUUUUUAAAAUAUAUUUAUAUUUACAGUAGCAAGAGAACAAAGCUAAUGUUGAUUUGAAGCUUUAUGGAGAUGAGUGCAAGUUACGUAGAGAAUUAACAACAAUCAUUGAGGCAUUGCCUUGAGUAGAUGGCCGGAAAGAAGUGGAUGUGGCCUCUGGGCCAGAUGCAGGCGGGCCUUAAAGCAGCAUGAAGGGACGACUCAACUGGUGGCAAAAAGAUGCCGGAUUGUAUACAACUGUACAAUUGAAAGGGGAAGCCAGCACAAACAUUUUCUCUUCAAUAAUAUGUUCUCAAGCGGCAGCGCUAGUCUAAACACGAUAAUCAGAUGAAUGGUGAAUUUAUGGAAUAUGAACGGAGCAGCAAAAUCCGCUCGCUUUUAUCCGUCUCGGGGCUGCCAUUUUGCCACUCGCCGUCGACUGAAAACCACAUCGCUGUGCUCAGGGCUCAGGUAACAACCAACCGUGGCUCAGCUCGUGACUGUCACAUGACCAAACUCAGAAAACAGGUGAGCCCCCAUUGGUCGUUAAACCUGAGCAAGUGUGAUGUCGUUUUAAGUCAACAGCAAGUGGCAAAAUGGCCGCCGUCUGAGGUGGAUAAAAAUUGGAUUUUGAUGCUUAACUCAAAUUCCACAAAUGCAAUACUAAGCAGAAUCCCGUGUUUCGACAAGUGGGGCCAUCGACAUUUUUGAAAUUAAAUUCACGUGCAAGCGUUGUAUUCAUUUUGUAAAUAAUGUCAGAUUCAGAGGCAUAUUUACCAUCAAGCAAAGGGUUCUUUAGCAGGUGUCUACUUUGUGAUUGGCAAUCGGUCACUCACAGUAAUGACAUAGUGAAGCCCCCUGCCCGAUGUUGUGUGUCAGCUCCACCCUCGAAUCAGAAUAUAGUCACUUGGGGCUCGACAAGAGGGCUAUGUCCACUCUUUAUGCUGUCUUUGCUAGGGAUAGAUGUGUGGUAAGUGCGACCGCCCUCCCCCUUUUGUUUACCUGCCAUGCAGUACGGCUUCAAGUAUUUCAACAUUCAUGUAAGAUGCGAGAACUGCGUUGAACACAAUGUCGAAAGAAUAUGAGCGGUUCUAUUCAGAGCAGUUAACAAGUUGACUUUUGCACACUACAAUAAGACUGGUCGAGAAACUUGAGAGAUGAGUGCAUUUCUUUCUUUCAGUCAUUAGUCAUUAGUUUUAGCAGGGGAAACGAGAGUGAUACAGAUUCCUUUGUGGGUAUAGCUGCGUCAGUGUGUUGGCUUUGGCCCACAGGGUUGAUUUCGCGGCGCUGCUGUUGCGAUUCAACACACCGUUGUCAGUUGGAGGCUUCGCCCUGGCCGCCCUGUGGGUUGCACAUCCUGUCUGUGCUCAUGGACCUUAGUGCUUUUUUUUUUUUAUGUUUGUUGAGGUACAACUGCUUUUUAUGCCGCAGUAUUUUAUCAUUUUGAAUUGUUUAACUCUUUUUUUUGUCGUACAAGUCUUUCUCCUAAAUGUUUUCAGUUUGUGCUAUUGGACAAGUCGAAUCCACUGUGUUUGUUGCAGAGGGGCGAACAUCGGCUUGUGUGUCUUCCAGCCCCUCCGUAUCUCACACGCAUUCACACCGAGCAAUAGCCAUAUAUGUGUUUAUGUUGGUCUUUUGUUAACAAUAAAAGUUUGAGACAGGAUUUGAA